Pelmatolapia mariae (spotted tilapia) is the source of this 726-nucleotide messenger RNA. RefSeq lists its product as uncharacterized. NCBI's taxonomy places the organism in Eukaryota, Metazoa, Chordata, Actinopteri, Cichliformes, Cichlidae. The record is from RefSeq and is a predicted model, not a curated record. The transcript is spliced from 6 exons. Bases 1 to 726 code for a protein of 241 amino acids.
AUGUAUGUGAGCAUCACACAGCUGAAACAGUCUGACUCAGGACGGUACAGGUGCUCUUUGGACAGAGCCUGGAGGCUAGAUCCAAACGAUGAUUUUGAGCUGAUUGUCACAGAAGCUUCAACCACUUCAACACCAAACGGGACUCUGAGACCUUUUUCAGCUUCAGUGUUUCUCUCAUCAGCCUCCACACCACCAACAACACAGAGUUUAAGCUCAACUUCAGGAAGCUCCACACCUUCAUCAGCCUCCUCUGGAAGUUCAGAUGUGCUGAUUUAUGUGGGUCUGAUUCUGGUCGUUAUGAUCGUCGUCUUAUCAGCAGCUCUGCUGAUUUUCUACAUGAAGAGCAGGACCACUAAACCCAGAGGACCUCCUGUGGAAACAGACACAGAGGUCAACAGGUUGUAUGAAGAGAUCAGAGAGUGUGACAUAGCGAGCAGGUCACCUCCUGUAGAAGUGUCUUCAGUUUAUGAUCACCCCAAAGGUCCCCGUUCAGGUGGAGAUGAAAGCGGAGGCAUCUACAGCCUCGUCACCUCUGCUCAGAACAACGUUGAAGACAACUCACUUUGUCUCUGUUACUCUGAGGUGGAUUUUUCCCACAGUCCUGACACAAACGGCGCCCCCUGUGGUAACUCAGCUGAUGCUGUCCACUCCACGUCUUCAGAGGACCUCAGCACCACCAACCACACCAAAGAUGCUUCACCUCCUCUGUACUCUACUGUUACUUAA